AUGGAGCCUGAAAUAAACUGUUCCGAACUGUGUGACGGUAUUCCUGGCCAGGAGCUGGGUCGGAGUCCUCUUCAUGAUCUCUGCAGGACAAUUACCUCUUCGCACUACAGCGGUAAGACCGUUUCUUCAUUGUCUCCUGUCCUCUUGGGUGUUGUUUGGACCUUUCUCAGCUGUGGACUUCUUCUGAUAGUCUUCUUUCUUGGCUUCACAGUUCGCUGCAGGAAUAACAGGAUUGUGAAGAUGUCCAGUCCCAAUCUGAACAUUGUGACCUUACUUGGCAGUUGUCUGACUUACAGUAGUGUUUACCUCUUUGGGAUUCAAGAUCGAGAUGCUUUAGAGGGACGCUCAAUGGAAACUCUCAUUCAGAUAAGACUAUCCAUGCUGUGCAUUGGGACCUCCCUUGUGUUUGGUCCCAUUCUAGGGAAAAGCUGGAGACUCUACAAGGUGUUUACCCAGAGGGUCCCGGACAAGAGAGUGAUAAUCAAAGACCUGCAGCUACUGGGGUUGGUGGCAGCCCUGGUGAUAGCUGAUGUGAUCCUGCUUGUGACGUGGGUGCUGACUGAUCCCAUCCAGUGCCUCCAGAUUCUCGGUGUCAGUAUGACGGUGACAGGGAGAGACGUGUCCUGCUCUCUGACCAGCUCACACUUCUGUGCUUCCCGGUACUCUGAUGUCUGGAUUGCUCUUGUUUUGGUGUGCAAGGGCCUGCUCCUGCUCUACGGUGCCUACCUGGCUGGCCUGACUGACCACGUCAGCUCUCCUCCCGUGAAUCAGUCUUUAACCAUCAUGGUUGGGGUCAACCUCGUAGUAGUGGCUGCAGGGCUUCUCUUCGUGGUCACCAGAUACUUGCACUCCUGGCCCAACCUGGUCUUUGGACUCACAUCUGGAGGUAUCUUUGUUUGCACAACCACGAUCAACUGCUUCAUCUUCGUUCCCCAGCUGAAGCAGUGGAAGGCAUUUGAAGAGGAAAACCAAACAAUCAGACGCAUGGCCAAAUAUUUCAGCACUCCCAGCAAAAGCUUCCAGACCCAGUAUGGUGAGGAGCAGAACUGCCACGCCGGAGGAGAGAGAAACUCCAUGGACAGACUCCUCACAGAAAAAAAUGCUAUGAUUGAAAGGCUGCAGGAACAAGUAAACAACGCCAAAGAGAAGCUAGUGAGGCUGAUGUCAGCUGAGUGCACCUUCGACCCCCCAGAGUGGGCUGUCCCUCCGGCCUCUUCCCACAGCAAGAACACCCUGGUUGCAGCCUCUGCCCACAGCCUGGUAGCUCAGGGGCCUUCAGAAUGCCUCUCUGGCUCUCAGAACGAUACCAGUGUGGUUGCCCAGGACUCCCAGAGCACCUCAGUGCCUUCCUCAAGUGUACAAAGCCUGGAGCAGGCUGUGAAGGACACCAGCUCCUCCCCAGGGCAGAAGGAGAAAAUGUCUAACUUGAAAGACAUUUCAGAUCAUUUAAAUUUGGGCUGCAGCCAGAAGCCACGGCCUGAGCAAAGCCGAGGUGCAGAAAGGCAAGACCAAGUACCCAUGAACCCCCACCAGAUUCUCAUACCAGGGGGAGAAGGCCCCAUUCCCCAGAGACAGGGGCAGCUGGAGAACUCAGAGGAGCCCCAAAAGCGGCUGUCAAGGGUCAAUUCAGUGAUCAGGGAGAAGCUUCAGGAAGUCCUACAAGAUCUGGGCCUGGGCCCUGAGACUCCCCUCCCCUCUUCCCUGUCCUAUCCCCAGCAGCCCUGGAAGAGCAGUGCUGCCCACAGCUUCCAGAAGAUUCCCCUCUCCAAUGAGCUGGGCUUCAGCCCAUACAUGGUGAGGAGAAGGCAGGCAGCACUGCAGGCUCGCUCACAUUUUCCAGGCUCUAUACCUUCAUAUGUGGGGCAUCGUGCAAAUAAGACUGUUUCUGGGGCACACAGUGAGCGGCUAAAUGUGCACAAUAGGGACAGUGACUGCCUGGAUCCCCAAACUGCUGAUUCCAGAGUCCCAAAUCCCUCUUCUAGGAAGACUUCACUACUACCCAAUCCUCAAGGCAAGCCGGGCACUGUGGAGGGCAGCAAACAAAGCCAGACAGAGCCCCAGGGUGCCAGAGGGAGCCAUGUAGCCUUUCCCCACCAGCCUUCUGGCUCUGACCAGGCACCAUGUCCCACUGCCCCACACCUAUCCAGAGCCUCACCAGACAUUCUGGAACAGCGGCAGCUGCUGCCCCUGGGAUUCCCACGCUGUCCCUCCAUGUCCCCUCCAUGCAACUACCUUGACACUGAGUCCAGCAGUUCAGACGAGUUCUUCUGUCGCUGCCACCGGCCCUACUGUGAAAUCUGCUUCCAGAGCUCCUCUGAUUCCAGUGACAGUGGCUCAUCAGACAGUGACCCUGACCCUGCUGUGGGGCUGGCUUCCUGGGAGAAGCUGUGGGCCCGCUCAAAGCCUAUCGUGAACUUCAAAGAUGACUUGAAACCCACACUGGUGUGA
Neomonachus schauinslandi (Hawaiian monk seal) is the source of this 2448-nucleotide messenger RNA. It is a transcript of the gene GPR156, whose product is annotated as G protein-coupled receptor 156. Gene Ontology annotation, molecular function: G protein-coupled GABA receptor activity. Bases 1 to 2448 code for a protein of 815 amino acids. The transcript is spliced from 9 exons. Gene Ontology annotation, cellular component: membrane; G protein-coupled receptor heterodimeric complex. The record is from RefSeq and is a predicted model, not a curated record. Gene Ontology annotation, biological process: gamma-aminobutyric acid signaling pathway; G protein-coupled receptor signaling pathway. NCBI's taxonomy places the organism in Eukaryota, Metazoa, Chordata, Mammalia, Carnivora, Phocidae.